Lucilia sericata (common green bottle fly) is the source of this 1365-nucleotide messenger RNA. RefSeq names its product arrestin domain-containing protein 17-like. The coding region runs from base 30 to 1244 and encodes 404 amino acids. The record is from RefSeq and is a predicted model, not a curated record. Gene Ontology annotation, biological process: protein transport. The transcript is spliced from 5 exons. Gene Ontology annotation, cellular component: cytoplasm. Lineage: Eukaryota; Metazoa; Arthropoda; Insecta; Diptera; Calliphoridae.
GUAUUUAUUCUUUAGUGGUACGGGGCACAAUGGUCGUAACGUGUGAUAUAGAAUUUGAUCAAAAUAAAACAGCCUGUUAUUUUGCCGGACAAUUAGUUAGUGGUACUAUUGUACUCAAAUGUGAUAAAGCCAAGGACGUCAAGGCUAUUCAAUUAAAAAUAUCCGGCUUUGCUCAUAUAUUAUGGAGCGAAAGAAGAUUCAAUACUCGUCGCAUUUAUCGAGGACAUGAAGAUUAUUUGUCUUCCACCACCUAUUUAAUGGGUUCUGAAAAUAGUUCCAAAACUACCUUAGCCACUGGUGUUCAUACAUUUACAUUCGCCUGUCAAUUGCCUCAAGAUUGUCCCUCUUCGUUUGAGGGUUUGCAUGGUCAUAUUCGUUAUACGGUUAAAGUUGCUUUGAUUAGACCUUGGAAAUUUGAUCAGACAUAUAAGAGAGGUUUUACGGUGUUAAGAAUGACAGAUUUGAAUUUUGAAUCACCACAGAUAAGGAUCCCCUCCAACAGUGAAGCCUAUCGUACAUUCUGCUGUGGCCCCUGUACCACUGAGCCACUUAAAAUGGAACUUAAAAUACCUCAAGCUGGUUAUGUACCCGGUCAAAGUAUACCCGUACAAGCUUUAAUUAUUAACAACACCAGCAUACCAGUUUCAGAGGUUAAAUUUGCUUUAGUCAUGCUGGUUCGUUAUAUUAGUCAAAAUCCUACACGUCAUAAUGUACAACGUAUAAGUGUGAGUAAAAUCAAAAAUGAUGGAGUGCUAAGAAAUUGCACCAGAUCAUUAAGAGAUGAAAUACAUGUACCAGCAACACCACCUACAUGUCUGCAGACAUGUGGCGUUAUACAAAUUAUGUAUCAAGUUGAAAUGGAGGUUGCUAUGAAAUCGUUUCACAAAAGUCAAGUGGUAACUUUACCGGUUAUUAUAGGCAAUAUACCGUUGGCUAAUAAUACCAGUGGUAUGGAGGUGAUACAAGAACAGCCCACCUAUAGGGAAAGACCUAUAGAUUUGCCUUUGGAGUUGGAACAAGAAAUGAGUUCAGCUCCUAAUUUGGAGUUGAUAACACCAAAUUUGCCUCCUCCCUCCUAUGAAGAGUCCUAUCAUACGGUGCGCAGUAAUAUCAAUGAGGAUGAGCAGCAUGCUUUUGGUCCUUGUGAAUUUGCUCCUUUAUAUCCAGUAUACAAGAUACCCAGCCCAACUUUUGAGGGUCCUUUUAAGCCUUUAGGCUUUGACAACAAAAGCUUUGAGCCUUAGAGCUUUUUUGUUUAUUAUUGUUGUUUUAUUUUUUUAUGUAAAAAAUAGGUUGUUGAAUAUGCUUUUGUUUUAGUUUAAUAGUUAAUUUUAUGGUAUUAUAUAUUAUUUACAAAACUUCGAA